AUGAAUAAAGUUAAGCAUAUUCAAUCUCUAAACGAGAAGGAAUUGCAGCUUAAUCUAUCAGACGCAAGUUGGCAUGAUCAGUAUAAGCAUUCUGCAUACGUCUAUAUAGGUGGUCUCGUUACUGGAUUAACAGAAGGAGAUGUAAUUACGAUAUUAUCACAAUUCGGUGAAAUCGCAGAUAUCAAUAUGCCAAAGGAUAAGGCUACAGGCAAAUCGCGAGGAUUUGCUUUUGUUAUGUAUGAAGAUCAACGGAGUACAGUACUUGCGGUAGAUAACCUCAAUGGAUCGACUGUAUUGGGUCGUACACUCAGGGUUGAUCAUGUUGAUAAGUACUCUCAACCGAAAGUCAAGAACGAGGAAGGUGAAAUGGUUGAAGUUGACAAUGAACAAUUAAACGCUCGGUGGACGGAAGAAAGUGAUAAAAAUCGACAAUAUUUGACGUAUAUCUCUCAAGAUAAGGACAGAAGUGAGAGUGAGAGCGAAGAUAUCGAGGAAAGUGAAGACCCAAUGGCAGCUUACAUUCGUGAGCAACAAAAGAAAGCAUCUAAACCGACAACUUCUGAAAAAGAAGAGCGCAAAGCACGUAAAGCUGAAAGAGCAAUGAAGCGAGCAGCUAAAGAAGCCAAAGAGAGUAGCAAACGACGUAGGAAUGAUUAAAGUCUUCCUAGGAACUUGUAAUAAUAAAAUAUAUCUAUGCAAAAUUAUCUUCUUAACAUCGCUUGAACAAGGUUAGCUCUAUUGAUAGCACCAGCUUUGUGUAUUUCCUCUUUGCGCUUAAGUACAUCACUUUGUUGUUCAAGUAUAGCUAGAACCUCUCUAGCUAACCUCUGAUGGAGGAACUUCUCAUUACGUUUGUCAGAUGCUUUAAUGAGAGCUUGAAAAGCUAAUCUAAUUCUUUGCCUCUCUGUGAGUGCUAAUGGAGUGUGUAAAACUUUGUUAUUCUUUUUGCUGCUUGAUAAACGGAAAGAAGGUGCGGCCAUAGUGAUAGCGUUACGGACUAGCGAUACGGGCUCGGUAGUAUUAGCUGUUAAUGUUUUGAUCUCUGUUAAUGUUUUUUUCAAAUGACUCUGAGCUCUAGCCUUCUUCCCAUCCUUCAUAAUGAGAUUUGUGAGGUAUCCCAAGAGAGGAUCGCUCGAUGGUGGAAUAGCGGAUGGAUUAUGAGAGUAACCAUUUCUUGUUAUUUGUUCAAAGUGCGAUUCCUGAGAUAUUCUCGCCGUCGUAUUUAAAAAUCUCUUAAACAUUCAAAUCGCUAGUAAAUUGUCUGAAGCU
This is a messenger RNA of Wallemia mellicola CBS 633.66, 1269 nucleotides long. RefSeq lists its product as hypothetical. Lineage: Eukaryota; Fungi; Basidiomycota; Wallemiomycetes; Wallemiales; Wallemiaceae. The record is from RefSeq and is a predicted model, not a curated record. Gene Ontology annotation, molecular function: RNA binding. Gene Ontology annotation, biological process: mRNA splicing, via spliceosome. Bases 1 to 657 code for a protein of 218 amino acids. The transcript is spliced from 6 exons. Gene Ontology annotation, cellular component: U2 snRNP; precatalytic spliceosome; catalytic step 2 spliceosome.